Messenger RNA from Chaetura pelagica (chimney swift), 684 nucleotides. It is a transcript of the gene TERB2, whose product is annotated as chromosome unknown open reading frame, human C15orf43. Gene Ontology annotation, biological process: meiotic attachment of telomere to nuclear envelope; homologous chromosome pairing at meiosis. The coding region runs from base 1 to 684 and encodes 227 amino acids. Gene Ontology annotation, cellular component: nuclear inner membrane. Lineage: Eukaryota; Metazoa; Chordata; Aves; Apodiformes; Apodidae. The record is from RefSeq and is a predicted model, not a curated record. The transcript has 7 exons.
AUGAACAUCUUCAUUUCAGGACCGUAUCUAGAACACACCCUGUUUUACCAGGCACCCCUGGGGGGGGCCGCGGGCGCCGGGGCGCUCGCCCACCGGUGGGAUGACGCCGACUACCUCUUCAGCAGCGACGCUGCCCACCCGGACACCCGCAGGAUACACCAGAGCCUGGAUUACUUGGAGGGCAGAGCUACAGUCUUUCACUCCCAGUUCCUCUCAGCCUGGGCGCGCAGCGGCGCCGGAGCGAAGCCCUCGCUGGUUCUGGGCCACUUCAUCCUGCCCCCCGCCUGCCUGCAGGAAGAAAUCAGGAGAAAAAUCGGUUGUUUUAUUUGGGAGAACAUGGAUCAGUCACUUGCAGAACAGCCCGAUGAAAAUCUGAUGGAUGAACCCAAGGCUGAGAGAGAAGCCAGUGCAGAAGGAGCAGAGGAUGUGCUAGACCUGGCUGGAAGCAGUGAAGAAGAAACUGUGUCCAGACCACCCAGCCAGGGGGAAUUUCCAUACCGUGCCCUCCAGGAAUACCCGGUGAACAACAUGGUGACAGGUUACGCCUCCGCUCGCCACAUGAGGAAAUACACGGGGGAGCUCCGGGACUUCACUCCGGGCACCUCGGGCUACGCCGUGUUCUGUGUUCAGCGCGGGGUCGGCAUCUACCGCCCCCCCAGGGCUGAAACCAAGAGGAGGUUCUGA